Molecule: messenger RNA, 966 nt
Organism: Triticum dicoccoides
Lineage: Eukaryota; Viridiplantae; Streptophyta; Magnoliopsida; Poales; Poaceae
Exons: 2
Coding region: 1-966 (321 amino acids)
Biological process (GO): positive regulation of DNA-templated transcription; response to stress
Cellular component (GO): nucleus
Molecular function (GO): DNA-binding transcription factor activity; transcription cis-regulatory region binding
Source: RefSeq, a predicted model, not a curated record
AUGUGCAUUUCGCUCUUUGUGUGCAGUACGAUCAGGACAAAGCGGGCUCGUCCCAAGAGCAGUGCCACUCUCAAGACUCCAGUGGCGGCUCCUCCUGGAGGAGAGGGUGGUCCGGAGGAUAGGGACCACAUGUACCGGGGUGUUCGGCAGCGCAGGUGGGGCAGGUGGGUCUCUGAAGUCCGUGAGCCCAACCGCGGCAAGCGACACUGGCUGGGCACCGUUGGCGCCACCCUCGCAUACGACAGGGCCGACGUGGCCAUCUUUGGCUCCGGCGCAAUCGUCAACUUCCCAUCUGCCUUCUUCAUCUCCACCGCCCAGCCAGUGCAAUGCCAUCCCGCGUCUUCUUCUCCUUAUGCCGCUGCUGCCUCUGUCUUUGUUGAGCAUAAACUGAGGCCGAUGCUCGCUGCUGCCUCUGUCCUUACUGAGCAUGGAGUGAAACCGAUGAUGGCUUCUGCCUCUAUCCUUGAUGAGCAUGAAGUAAAGCCGGUGAUCACCGCCUCUGUCUUUGGUGAGUGUGAAGUGGAGCCAAUGGUCACUGCUUCUGUCUUUGGUGAACACAAAGUGAAGCUAAUGGUCGCUACCUCUGUCUUCGAUGAGCGUGAAGUGAAGCCAAUGGUCGCUGCCUCUGUCUUCGGUGAUCGUGAAGUGAAGCUAAUGGUCGCUGCCUCUGUCUUCGGUGAGCGUGAAGUGAAGCCAAUGGUCGCUGCCUCUGUCUUCGGUGAGCUCAAGACGAUGCCGGUGCAUGGUGUUGGUGACGACGCGUGGAUCUCUCGGCAUGGGGAUGCUUCUUGGGCUGAGCGGGAGGAAGUUUAUGCUGACUACCUGAAGGACAUUGCCAUGUAUAUUGAUGUUGAUGCUAUCACUGAGAAACUGGUGUACCACCCCGACAUCUAUGGUAAAGAUUACCAGGUCGAUGGGUUCGAUGCUGAGUUCACCGUCUCACCAUUGUGGGAGCUGGGUGACUGA